Molecule: messenger RNA, 2939 nt
Organism: Stegodyphus dumicola
Lineage: Eukaryota; Metazoa; Arthropoda; Arachnida; Araneae; Eresidae
Gene: Rab3GAP1
Product: RAB3 GTPase activating protein subunit 1
Biological process (GO): positive regulation of GTPase activity
Molecular function (GO): GTPase activator activity
Source: RefSeq, a predicted model, not a curated record
AGUGAAUGUAUGAAGUAAAUGUGGAAACUAAAUGAAGAGUUUGGAGCCGGGUCCACCUAACAUGAAUUACUGCCUUUUGCAUCAAAAGUUGCAGAUGUUGAAUUGCUGUAUCGAGCGGAAGAAGAGUCGAGAGUGGCAUCAAUUACGCAGCAGUGUGCACUCUGUCCUGGAAGAAAGCAAGACCUCAGCUGGAUCUCCUGCGCCCUUGAGUGAGAGUGAUGAUGAUGAGUUCUAUGAAUGUAACGAGAACUCCACGUCUUCGGGUGAUUCGCGCAGCUCUAGUACGUCGGGAAAAAAGCAUCCUGAAGGAAGAUUAAGGCAGCUUGGAGAUAUAAAGCUGCUUAAUUGUGAUGAACCUCUCUACAUUCCAGUCACUCAGGAACCUGCUCCAGUUACUGAAGAUUUAUUAGAGGAGCAAGCAGAAGUUUUAGUGCAGUUGGGAACUCAUGCUGAAGGAGCAGCUCUUCGAGCAAGAAUGCAAAGUGCUUGUCUCAUGUCUGAUAUGGAAGCUUUUAAAGCUGCAAAUCCUAAAUCUGUAUUAGAAGAUUUUGUAAGGUGGUAUUCUCCUCGAGAUCUGAUAGAAGAAGAAGUUACUGAUGAAGAGACUGGAAAAAAAGUUACAAAAUAUCACUUGAGUCAACGUAUGCUUCUUCCGGGAAAUAUGUGGUUAGAAGCCUGGGAAAGUGCACGACCAGUUCCAGCAAGAAGGCAAAAAAGACUGUUUGAUGAUACUAAGGAAGCAGAGAAAGUCCUUCACUUUCUUGCAUCUGCUAAAACAUCUGAAGUGAUUACGUAUCUUAUGCCUAUGUUGAUCCAUUGUGCUUUAUUGCAACUUGCUGAAGAAGAAGAAUGUCCUCGUUCACUUCCUUUAAAACUAGAAGAAACUGCAAUGAAAGCUGCUAAAGUAAUGAGAAGUCCAGAGCCAAAGUAUGAGGGUGUAUUAAGAUGUUUGUAUCAAGCAGAAGUUAUAGUAGCUCAAAUUCAGUCUGUGAGCACAAAAUUUGGCUUGCUAUGCAACUUGGAAGAAAUGCAAUCUAAAGCCACUGAGAGUAUGCAAGAAAUGACUCGAUCAUCUUCAAUGGAAGGAGUUUCUUCAUCUUGGAAAUCAAGCCUAAAAGAUUCAGAAAAGGCCUCAGAACAGAAAGAAAUCCGUAAGUUCGUCUUGGAUCUUCUGGAUAGUUAUGAAGUUGAUGUACCAGGUGCAGGAAAAGGUGUUGUAGGAAAAAGAAUAAGACAUUUAUUUGCUGAAGCUCAGAGAGCAUCACACUUAAUUCUCGAUGAGAAACCUCUAGCAGCUCCCUCAACACCCACUGAAAGCAAUGACAAUCAUUCUACUGUUUCUGAAUUCCCUGCACCGUCUGGUAAGGAAUUUAUUCUCAGAACAUCUAUGUGUCGGCCUCCAGGUUGUACAGUCACCCCUCAACGCAUGUAUUGUGUUAUCACACGAGAGGAGUUUCGGCUGGCUGGUGCAUUCAGUGAAGAUACAACUUUUCUAUGAUUGCACAUUUUUAAUUAUAUAAGAGUACUUUUUCUAUGCGGAUGUUGGUUAUAUAAACAAUUAUACAUUUUUGUUUUUAUUUUAAUAGGCCUGUAAAGCUAUGUAUCAAUUCCACAAAUCUAACUAUGUGAAUUACUUUUAAUAUACAAUACAUAAUUUUUCUAAAUAGGUUAAAAAUAUACUAGAGAAUGCAGACUAUUCUAAAUCCAUUUUCAGUUUUAUUACUGUUCCUAUUGCUUAAUGAAUUUCUAUAUUUAAAUCUUUAAUGCUUAAGAAUCACUGUUAUUGCAUAAAUCUUUUGUUAUUAAUUUCUUGGGCUCCAUGUUUUUAUUAAAUUUUUGAGUUUUGUUAAAUUUACUAAAAAUGGCAAGUUAAUAUUUUUAAAUUGAUAUUUCAUAAAUGAGUAAUAAAUUUAUUUUUAUAAAUUCAGUCUUUUAACUUUAUCUUAUGUUACUCUGCAUGUACAAUAAUGGUUAGGAAUAAUUAAUAUAAUUACUUUUUGAGAAAUUAAGAAAGGAAUUAUCAGAAAAGUUUAGAAAAGGUGGUAACUCUUGAUUAUUCUCAAAAUUUAACUUUAAAUAACCCUAUAUUAUAAAAUAUGUAAACUAUUCACCCAUUAAAAGGAAAUUAAAUGGUGUAAUAUAAGAUAAGCUUCAAAGCCAUAUCAAUAUGUACAUCAUAUAUGAAUUACCUGUGUGCAAAAUGAAAAUACAGAAAAGUCUUUCAGAAUUUGUAGAUAUCAUUUUACUUUAAAUUUUACUCAAUUCUAAAUUAAAAACUGAAAAAAAUGCACAUAUAAUUUUAAUGAACUAGACAUUAAAAUGUAUCAUGAAAACAAUAUAAUAAGAAAGAAUUUUGAAUUGUUAUAAUUAAAACUGAAAACGCAUUUAUUUAUCUGUAUUUAAAUAUUCCAAUUUUAUCUAUAUAUGAAACAGUUUUCCUAUAUUUUUUCAGUCAAGACUGCAUUUUAAAUCAUUUAGAAGUUUUCUAUGGUUUUUUUUAAAACCCUCAUAGUCUCAAACUAAAAAAUAAUAAAAAUUUGGAUGCUAGCUUUCAUUUGUUUGUUUUGUUUUAUUUGCAGUUUUCAAGUAAAUUCAGUAAUUAACUUCCUUGACAUAUUAAGCUAUUGUUAGUUUUCCCCUAAGUUCUAUUUCAUAUUCUGAUGCAAGAAAAUGUUAUGAAGAAUUGGAAAAGAUAUUUCAUACUAAAAUAUUCUGUACACUGUUUUUGCUUAAGAUAACAAAAAGUUAACUUGAAUGUGAAAUACGUGGCAGAUUCAUUAUUUAUUAAAGUAUAUGGUUUUAGAUAGAAUUUGGUGAAUAAUGUAAUUUAAUUAUGAAUUUCUUCCAUUUGUCCAGUUUAUCAGGGAGAAAAAUUUCUUGGUUAUUUAUAAAACAGCUGGAAUAGUUUUGGCAAGAAAAUUAAAUCUACAUUUAGAAGA